This is a messenger RNA of Cuscuta campestris, 2412 nucleotides long. The record is from the annotation of a GenBank genome assembly. Lineage: Eukaryota; Viridiplantae; Streptophyta; Magnoliopsida; Solanales; Convolvulaceae.
AAAUCUUCGAUUUAAAAAACCGUCCGGCUGCUUCUACUACUUCCGAGUCCUCCAAGUCCUCUUAUUCCAAGUAAGUCUUUCUUCUUCCUCGAGUCAUGUCUGACCACGAAGACAGCCAGAACCCUUCCGCCCAUUCUUACGGUUCUGGUGACCGGGCUCAGACCUCCGGUUCCUCCUCUUCUUCAUCCUCUGAUUCUGAGCGCCCGGCUACUUCUCUACAAAAGAAGCCGGUUGAUGCUUCAACUUGUGCUCCUUCUUCUUCCGUGGCGCAAGUGAUCUCGGUUGCCCAAUCUGGGGAUGAGGGCUUCGUUCUGCUGGACGACCGGUUUCUUCAAACGCAAUCGUCGGUCAUGCAGAAGGCCCAGGUCCACGAGGUGCGCAACCUGAUGCCGGACGGGUACCAAUUAACUUACCGGGAAACGUGGAAGAGCAUUAUUCCUCUCCACGCCGGUACGUCGAUUGGUAUUCAUUACCACUCAAUCAAGGACCUCGACGAAUUCUCCAUUCACCCAUUCAAAGUCCUUUUCCUUGAAACAUAUGGUAUCAUGCCCGGGCAGCUGGCCCUUAAUGGUCACCGUUUGUUGGGCAGCUUCAUCAAUGUCUGCCGGUUCCUUCGUAUUCCUCUUUCCCUUCGUCUCUUUGACCACAUGUUCGAUGUCCGGCCCGGGUCCAAGGAGCCCCUUGGAUUCGUGGUGGUGUCUUCUCACCAAGGUCGGGCAUUUCUCUGUGGCCUUCCUCCCUCCAACAAGAGGUGGAAGGACAAAUAUGUCUGCAUUAAAUUCCCCCCGGCUGCCUUUCCUUUUGCGCAAAAUGUCUGGGGGAAAAGAAUGAAGCGCCAGGUCAAACCAACAGAGGCCGAUGACCUGGUUGCCUGGGAAACCACUCUCCAAGCCGGGGAUGCCUCCACCCGCGGUCUUUACCAUGUCGGGAAGUGGAGCGUCUACCCCGGCUGGGAGACUGACCCUGAGCCGGAGAUUGUCCUGACUGGGGUGAUCCCCGAAGCCAUCCCCAUCAGCCGGGCAAGGGGAUCCAAAGCCCUGGCCACAGCCACCGCCGGUCCUUCACGCCCGGCGAAGAAGAAGAAGGAGAAAGUGGUGAAGUUCCAGUCGAAAUUUGCCACCCCAAAAAUCGUCGCUGAGGAGCCUUCCACCGCCCAGCUUCUCAGCCAACCUCCGGUCCAACCAGUCCCUUUAGACGAGCAGCCGGCCCAGUCUCAACAGGGGACCAGCCAGCCCAUCCACUCCGGGGAACUCUCCAUCAAUGUAGAUACCCUGGAGUUCGACCAGCUGAUGGAGGCUGGUCAAGAAAACCAGCUGGCCGAGGGAGGCCACGAAGAAGAGGAGGCUGCUGAAGAGUCCCUUAAAAGGAAGAGGCGGAAGAAUGAAGUGGUCGACCAGCCGGCUCAUCAAGCAGCCCAGUCCUCCGAUGCCGGCAAAAGGCAAAGCCAGCCCCGGUCAAUGGCUCUAAUGUCUAGAUCGGACAAAGAGCUCCUCCAAGCCUUCCGCGCCGACCUGACUGAGGUCGGUCGGAUUGGCGAGGAGUACUUCACCCGGCUGGUGAAGUCAAGGGACGAGGAAAAGGCCCGGAUGGAGGCCAUGAUGGUCGAAUGCCGGAAAGAGGCUAAGGCCGCUUUUGAGAAGGCGGCGAAGGCAGAGGAGAAGCUGAUGGACCAUUGUGCGGUCUACCGUCAGCUGUAUGCAAAGCAUGACGGUCUCCUCAAGGCCGCGAAGGAGGCCGAUGAGCAAGCUCAGGCAAAGAUCCAACAGCUUGAGGCCGAGAACGCCCGGUCGGCUGAGGAAAUUGCCCGGCUCGGAGACGAGCUGGAGAAAGAGCGCUCGGAAAGGGCUCCUCUUGCUGCUGCCUGGGCUGUCCAGGCGCCCGAGGAGUUUGCUGCCCAAGCACUUCCUGAACGGGAGACUGCCAUCCGCUUCUUCCAAGGUUUAUACAAGCAUGAGGUCUCGGCCGGGAUCAUUGACGAGAUCGGAACCUACGGUUUCGAAAGCGGUCAGUACGAUGAACGGCGAGCUCUGUAUGGUAUCCUUGAGCAGCGGAUUCAAGGUUUUCAGCCCAAGGCUCUUUCUCUGCCUGAGCUGCAUGAUGAGGCACCGGUCGCGCCUUUCCCGGGCAUCUGAUUUCCGAGCCUUUUUUACUUUCUUUUUUUUUUGUUUACCUCCCGUGUGUAAUGAUCUGCCUCCGGGCAUUUUUGUAACACUUAAAUAUUAUUUCAAGUGUUUUUCUCCUAAGACACUUAAGAUUUUUAACCGUUUAGAUUAGUAAAUACAGCCCGACCGCAUUUACCCGGUUUAAAAUACAAUUUUACCCAAGGCUUUUCGAAAGGCUGGGUGGUCGACCGGGAAGACUUUGAGUUUCAUUAAUUUUCUUCCGGUCGGUUAAUAACCUGCAAUGGCGUAU